Messenger RNA from Danio rerio (zebrafish), 1191 nucleotides. RefSeq names its product N-acetylneuraminic acid phosphatase (gene nanp). The record is from RefSeq and is marked validated. Gene Ontology annotation, molecular function: N-acylneuraminate-9-phosphatase activity; hydrolase activity. Lineage: Eukaryota; Metazoa; Chordata; Actinopteri; Cypriniformes; Danionidae.
CAGGAUGCAAUGCGAUCGUGACGACUUCACCUGUCUGACGUCAGCUGCCGGAGUUCCGCGUGUUCGGAACUGCUGUGCAUAUCGGCUGCAUAUGUGGAAUAUAUGAUGGGAAGUCGCGGGGUUUUGUCGAUUAUCUUUGAUUUGGAUAACACGCUGAUCGACACAGCCGGAGCAGGACGAACUGCCAUUCAGAAGGUGUGCGAGCUGCUCAAGUCGACACACGUGCAGGAAAGCCACAUCAGAGACAUCUGUGAGCGCUUCUUACGAAAGCUUCUCCAAGAGUCCUUUGACCCAUCAGAAGGAAAAACGAUAGAUGACGUGAGGAUCCAGCACUGGUGUGAAGCCCUACAGGAGACACCGGGCACAGAUCCUGAUCCGGCUCUAGCCUCCAGAUGCUACUACACAUGGAAAAACACACGCUUACAGGCUUUGAGUUUGUCUUCAGAGGUUCGAGCACUGCUGGAGGAACUGCAGAAGAAUUACAAACUGCUUCUGCUCACCAAUGGUGACACUCAGACGCAGCGGGAGAAGAUCGAAGCAGUGAGAUGUGAGGGUCUCUUUAGUUUGGUGGUAGUCGGAGGAGAUCAUCCGGAGCAGAAGCCGGCGCGCUCCAUCUUCACUCACUGCUUCGAGUCUGCAGGAGUUCGGCCGCAGGACUGCAUCAUGGUGGGAGAUUCUCUUACCACAGACAUCCAGGGAGGCGUUAAUGCUGGAGUGCGGGCAACUGUGUGGAUAAAUGCUGGCAGUAAAUCUCUCCCGCAGGACUCCGUAACUCCAGACUACACUCUACCUACUGUACUGCAUCUGAAGGAAGUUCUAGCUCAGCUGGCAUGAUGCACUUUUUUAUUUUUAUUUUAAAGGUGCUAUAGAAUGAAAUUUGUUAUUUACUUGGGCAUAGCUGAAUAAUAAGAGCUCAAUAUUGACAUACCGUGAGCCUCAAACACCACUGUUUCCUUGUUCUCAUGUAAAUCGAGUGAAUGUAAAAGACAGGACAAUCCAAACAAAACAUUGACUGUCAUGUUCCACAAUGGAUCAUUAACAUGCAUGCUCCAGGAGGCGUUUGAUUGGCCUCAAUGUUUCCUAGUGAGAUUACAACAGUGAUAAUUUUCCUAUUUUAAAUUCAUCCAAGCUUCAUUCAUUAAUUUUCCUUCAGCUUAGUCCCUUUAUUCAUCAGUGGUCGCCACAGCGGAA